CCUCCUCACUUAACUUUUCUGUUAAGAAAACGUUACUAAAAUAAAUAUUACCGAUGCUUACCGAUUUGAAAAAUAUUGUUUGAUUAUUGGUUAAUUAUGAUAGGAUAAACUUCAUGGAUAAACUUCCAAAGCCCCAGACCUGCGAUCAAUUUUUUUAUUUCAGAAUCCAUGCAUUUUGUAUACCUGAUUAUGGAACAAUCACAACAUUAAAAUACCGUUAAAUACAGUCAAUAAAUUCCAUAUUCAAAUAUUGAGUGUUGAAUCGUUUUUAGAAACAAUUAACCAUAUGAACAAGAAAAAAGCUUGUUUUUUACAUUUUUUUUAAUGUGAAAAUUUGUUUAUACAUUUUAUCUUAAUCAGAGUUAAGUACAUUCGUUUCUGUUUUUGCUUUGUUUUUAUUUUAGUAAUUACUCCAAUCGAAUCAAUUUUAGUUUAAAGUCUAAUUAGGGUAAUAACAUUCGGCUAAAAUCGGCAAACAAUGCAACAAAUUAUUCAGUGCAUCCCGGGUAAUAGCAGCGAUGAAGUUUCUUCUAUUGGUCUACGUUUUCCUUAUUGGAAAAUCCCACGGAUAUGUGCGCCUAACGAAUCUCAAGUGUGAUAUCUUGGAUAAAUCUUUUAUAGAAUUCCCCGAAUGCCGACUAAAAGUGCUUGGCAGGGGAGUUAUCGGUGCAAACAUCCAUUUAAAGUUUCUGAAAUUACCAAUUAAUAGGAUGGUCAUAAGAUUUAACGCUUAUCGAAAGCUCAGCGGCUACCACCCGUUCCUAUUUAAUGUUUCCAAGGACCUCUGUCAUGCUUUGAAGUAUCCGAACCGCCUGGAUGUGUUAUUCUACUUUUACAACGCAAUUUCGCCCUAUUCCAACCUUAAUCAUACCUGCCCAUACAAUAAUGAUGUUUAUAUCAGGAACUGCAUCUUGAACGAUAGGAUGUUUUCGAAGGUUCCAUUACCAAAAGGAACCUAUAUGCUAACAGUCGAAAUGGACGAUGGCAUUAAUCAUUGGGUUUCCACUGUAUCCGUCUACUUUGAUAUUGAUGUGGACUAACUAUGGGGAGAAAAUAUUAUAAUACUCACAACGAUGCAGAUAACUUAUAUGUAUAUAACUAUAAAUAAUUUGUUUCUUUCUUUUAUACAAUAAUCUUGUUUUGUAAUAGUUCACAUAUGGAUUAAAUUUAAUUUCAAAUAAAACAUACAUAUUAUUGUUUGAAACUUGUUUAUGGCCAUCCUCUUGAAAAUUAAUACAAUUUUGACUUUUCGCUUUUAAAAGAGCUCCAUCAUUUAAAAAUAUAAAACAAAAAUUCUUACACAUACAUAUAUGUAAUUUUUAUUACAUAUUUUAAAAUACUGAUUUUUUUAAUUUUAGUUUUCCUUUGUUUUAUAAAAACUUCGAUAUUCUUGGAAAAAGAAAAACGUUCAGAUUGUCAAUACGAAAGUAUUGACGUUAUCAGCGGCAUGGGUGUU
Molecule: messenger RNA, 1456 nt
Organism: Drosophila elegans
Lineage: Eukaryota; Metazoa; Arthropoda; Insecta; Diptera; Drosophilidae
Exons: 2
Coding region: 519-1040 (173 amino acids)
Source: RefSeq, a predicted model, not a curated record